Molecule: messenger RNA, 399 nt
Organism: Torulaspora globosa
Lineage: Eukaryota; Fungi; Ascomycota; Saccharomycetes; Saccharomycetales; Saccharomycetaceae
Gene: LCL2
Product: Lcl2p
Exons: 1
Coding region: 1-399 (132 amino acids)
Source: RefSeq, a predicted model, not a curated record
AUGUUUGCUAGCGGUGUUAGAAUGUUUCUAGCGGCUGUUCUGCUGAUGGCAAGUGCUGCUUCAGGGUUCCUGUUCAAUUUCAAUCAAAACCAGCAACAGCAGGAGCAAAAGGCUCCACAAUCGUUCGAAGACAAAUACCUGAACUCUGAAUGCGGGGGAUAUCUGUGUACAGACACGUUGGAGUGUGUUCCACAGCCUAAGGACUGUCCCUGCCCUUUUCCAAGCUCACAGCUCAAAUGCAUACUGCCUCAUGAUCGGUACGUAUGCAUAUCCAAGCCGGCUACUCACGAUGAUAAACUAAAUGCGAUUUACGACGAUCCAGUCAAAGGUCCCAAGGCCAAGAUCAAGGGUAUGAGAGACUGCGGUUGGGUCUCGGAAGCUUAUAAAGAUCUAGUAUGA